This is a messenger RNA of Ipomoea triloba (trilobed morning glory), 1739 nucleotides long. RefSeq names its product probable folate-biopterin transporter 7. The record is from RefSeq and is a predicted model, not a curated record. Bases 184 to 1548 code for a protein of 454 amino acids. The transcript has 2 exons. NCBI's taxonomy places the organism in Eukaryota, Viridiplantae, Streptophyta, Magnoliopsida, Solanales, Convolvulaceae.
UGUAAAGACGCGAGAAGCCGAAAACAGCUCCCAAAGUUAUAAAGCGCCACGUUACUGGGAUCCAGAAGCUCUCGAUUCUCGAAUAUAGCAAAUGCCUUGAUCUUCGUCGGCAUCCGGAAACAGCCGUUUUCUCUGCCGCGAUUUUAAUCGGAGAUCGGAGCUGGAAGUAUUGGUCAUUGCUUAAUGGUACUUGCUAUGGCGUCCUCUAGAAUUGCCAGGGGCAGCGCGGGAAGGAGUGAAGGCGAGGGAGGUGGGAGGGGUAGCGAGAGGACGAGGAAGGUGUUACUAGGGAUAGGGUUCUGGGUGCAGGGGUUUAGGUGUUUCCCAUGGAUGGGGGUCAACUUCUUCCUCAAGGACAGUCUCGGGGUCGACUCUUCCACGCUUCAAAUCCUCCAGAACUCUGCUAAUUUCCCCAUGGUAGCCAAGCCCUUCUACGGCAUCAUUUCCGAUUCUUUCUACGUCUCUGGCCAACACCGGGUCCCUUACAUUGCCCUUGGAGCAUUUUUGCAAGCAGUGUCAUGGCUGGUUCUUGCACUAUUUUCCCCUUCAAGUAUCUCGUUUUUUGCUAUCACUGUAUGUCUACUCAUUGGAAACUUGGGUGCUUCAAUUGCUGAGGUUGCCAAUGAUGCCAUUGUUGCGGAGAUAGGAAAGCAAUCCAGUUCUUCAUCCAAAAAUGCGCAAUCUCACCCUUCAGGCGAGCUUCAGUCUUUUGUUUGGAUGACCUCUUCCCUCGGUGGAGUUCUUGGGAACAUACUAGUUGGUAUUGCCAUGAACAGAUUUUCCCCACAAGCUAUGUUCCUUGUGUUUGGCAUUAUCCUCUCUCUCCAGUAUCUAAUAACAGUUUUCAUCAAAGAGAGCUCUCUGGGCCUCCCAAAAGCUCCACCAAAUCUAAGGAUCAGAAAGCAACUCUCUGAACUCCUUGUUGUAUUGCAGAAACCAGAGAUUUCUUACUCAAUACUUUGGUUUGCAGCAUCUUACGCUGUUAUUCCAGCCCUAACGGGGACCAUGUUCUAUUACCAAACACAAUAUUUGAGGAUUGAAUCAUCAGUAUUGGGUAUUUCAAAAGUGUUUGGACAGGUAGCGAUGCUGUUAUGGGGAGUAGUCUAUAACAGUCACCUCAAGUCUAUUUCACCAAGGAAAUUAAUAUCUGCAAUUCAGGCCUCUAUGGCUGUAUUCAUGGUAUCAGAUGUGUUGUUUGUGAAAGGGGUGUACAGGAUGAUGGGUAUUCCAGACUCCUUAUAUGUUGUGGUUUUCUCGGGCUUUCUAGAGGUGUUAUACUUCUUCAAGAUUCUGCCUUUUAGCGUUUUAAUGGCUCAGCUUUGCCCGCCCGGUUGUGAAGGAUCUAUAAUGGCGUUUCUUAUGUCCGCCAUAGCUCUUGCCUUCAUAGUUAGCGGGUACAUUGGCGUUGCCUUAUCAUCGUUUCUCAUGGUGAUGGGAAACGACUUCUCAGGCUUGCCAUAUGCCCUUAUGAUACAGGCAGCUUCAACACUUGUACCACUAUGUUGGUCAUCAUGUAUACCAGAUGGUUUCAAACACAAAAUGAACUGAGCUGCAGAAAUUGGCAGGAGGGAGCCAAUUUAAUCUCAGCAUAUGAAAACUUUCUUUUAGCAGGGAUUCCAUGUAAAUGAUUCACAAAUUUAUACACACUACUUCCAUAUGUGUUUCUCUUUGCCCGUUUGUAAAUUUGUAGUCAAGUUCUUUGGUCAUAGCUAUUGACUUCUUCUCAUGCUUCUCUGAUA